CGUGCUAUGGGACCAACACCGGCGUAACAAACCAAGGAGACCCCAAGUACAGGUACGAGCGGUACCGCAAAACCUACACCAACUGCACCUACCUGGCCGGCAAUCUGGAGAUUGUCUUCCUGGACGAGCCAAACGUCGAUUACGAUCUCAGCUUUCUCUCCCAAAUCCGGGAGGUUACAGGCUACGUGCUACUCGUGGGCAACGUGGUGGAGUCCAUCCCUCUGACCAGCCUGCGGAUCAUCCGAGGCUCCCCUCAGUUCUACCAUGACAAGUCGGGCGAACAUUACAGUCUCUUCGUGGCCCUCAACUUUGAGAAGGGCGGCCGCAGGGGUCUCCGAGAGCUCCGCUUUACCAACUUGACGGAGAUCAUCAAGGGCAAGGUGUUCUUCCAGGACAACGACUACCUGUGCUUCGAGAACACCAUCAACUGGACGGACAUCAACCCUCGGGAGAAGCCGCCGGUUGUCAUAAAGACCAGCAAGUCUGCCGUGUCGCCCACUGACUGCGUGCAAGAACUACCUGGACGACGAAGGCUGUGUGGCGUUUUGCCCUCAGGCCACCAAAUACGACGCAGCCACCAUGAUGAACAUAGACAACCCGGACGUGAAGUACGCCUUCGGUUCUGUGUGCGUCAAGGAGUGCCCUGUGAAGGACAACGGCCACUGUGUGCGGGCCUGCAGCGCCGGGAAACACGCCGAGGACGGCGUGCACUGCAAGCCUUGUAAAGGACCCUGCCCCAAGCCAUGUAAUGGCACGUCCCCCGGUUUCCUCAACUCCAAAAUUAUCAAAGACUUUGAAGGGUGCACCACGGUACAGGGCGACUUGAGAAUUUUGAGCACAACAUUUGAAAGAGACGACUACUUCAACAUCGACCCACUGCACCCCCACAACCUGACCAUGCUGAGCCAUGUGAAGGAGAUCACCGGCUACCUCCUCAUCCAGUCCAACCACGAACACUUCACCAAUCUCAGCUUCCUCUCCAGUCUAGAAGUCAUUCAUGGAAGAACGACUACCCAGAAUGGCCACAGUCUUGACAUCAUAUCCACCCCUUUAACUUCCCUGGAGCUCACUUCUCUCAAGUCGGUGCGCAACGGAGACGUUCUUAUCUUUGGCAAUGAAAAACUUUGUUAUGUGGAUACCCUCAACUGGAAGAAGAUCUUUAACCAUAAAGAUCAAAAGGCGAUAUUGAAGCAUAACAAGCUACAGGAAGACUGUGAGAAAAAUGGGGAGGUCUGCGAUCCCCAGUGCGGGACAUCAGGCUGCUGGGGUAAGGGACCCAACAAGUGCCUGAGUUGUGCCAACUACGUGUACGAGGACAAGUCUCUCUGCCUGAACCGCUGCCAGGACUUUCCCAGGCUGUACCACAAGAGUGAUGGAAAGUGUGCACAGUGCCAUGAGGAGUGUGCCAACACGUGCCAUGGGCCUAACAACACGGACUGUGACAAGUGUGCUAACGUCAUCAUGCGCAAUCUGGAGAACGUGGACAGCUGUGAGCCCAUGUGUGGAGACAUCAUGUACCCAGAUGAGAACAAGAUCUGUCAACGAUGCCAUCCCUUCUGCGGCAGAAAUGGAUGCUCAGGACCGGAGCGGUUUGUGGGUCCCAACGGUUGCGAUUCCUGUGACAUUGGCACGCGGGAGACUGUGGACGGAGUUGUGGAGUGUCUAUCCCUUGACACAGAGAACUGCAAACCUGGAUACUUCAUGUCUCUGCAUGGAGCACCAAACAAGCAAGCUGUCUCCUUUAGGGUGUGUGAGAAAUGUCACGAACUAUGCACCACCUGCACGGGGCCCAACACGCGGUUCUGCUCUGAGUGCAAGUACCUGCGCAGUGGAGAGUUCUGCGUGAAGGAAUGCCCCAGCUUCUUCUACAGCGACCUGAGGUUCAAAGAAUGCAGAGAGUGCAGUGCCGAGUGCCGACGAGGCUGCUCAGGACCCACAACUGCGGACUGCUAUGCCUGCGCUAACUUCAAGAUCUACAUCGAUGCUGAGAAUAAAACAUUCAACUGCACACCAGAGUGUCCGAAGUCGCUUCCUUACACAGUGAAAGAUGAGGAAAGCGACGAGAAUCGCAUUGUGUGUGCUGAUAACACCCACCCGGAGCGAGUGGCGCUGUUGGAGAAAAACGCAGAGGAGGACAGGAAGGAACUCAUCAUCAUCCUCAGCUCCACUGUGCCUGGAGCCAUUCUCCUCAUGGUCAUCAUUGCUGUCAUUGGCUUCUUCUGCCACAAGCGGGCUCAGAACAACAUGAAGGCUGCCGAGUAUACUGCCAAGAUCACCGGAGUGGAGGAAAUAGAGCCAUUGACCCCUACAAAUGCCAAACCAGACCUGGCCAAAAUGAGAAUUAUCAAUGAAUCUGAGCUUCGAAAAGGCGCAAUCAUCGGCUCUGGUGCUUUUGGCACUGUGUACAAGGGUAUCUGGAUCCCGCAGGGAGAGAAUGUGAAGAUCCCCGUAGCCAUAAAAGUGCUGCAGGAAGGCACCUCUCCAAGCCAGUCAACAGAACUGUUGGAGGAGGCUCGGGUCAUGUGUAGCGUGGAGCACAUGUGCUGUGUGCGUAUCUUGGCCGUGUGCAUGAAGUCACAGAUGAUGCUGGUGACCCAGCUCAUGCCCCACGGGAACCUGUUGCAGUACGUACGGGCCAACACCCAGUACAUCGGCUCCAAGGCUCUUCUCAAUUGGUGCACCCAGAUAGCCAGGGGAAUGGCGUACCUGGAAGAGCGAGGCAUUGUUCAUCGUGACUUGGCAGCCAGAAAUGUCCUGCUUCAAACUCCAAACCAAGUGAAGAUCACAGAUUUUGGUCUCGCGAAAUUGUUAGACAGUGGGUCUGAGGAAUAUCACUCACAGGGCGGACUGAUGCCUAUCAAAUGGCUUGCCCUUGAAUGCAUCAUGCACAGAAUUUUCACUCAUAAAAGCGAUGUCUGGAGUUUUGGUAUCACAGUGUGGGAGCUGUUCACUCUGGGCAAGCGUCCGUACGAAGGUGUGCGUACCAAAGAUGUCCCCAUUUUGCUUGAGAAGGGGGAGCGACUCCAGCAGCCCAUCAUUUGUACCAUCGACGUUUACAUGAUUAUGGUCAAAUGCUGGAUGUUAGAUGCAGACUCGAGGCCGUCCUUCAAGGAACUUGUGGACGAGUUUGCCAAAAUGUCCAGGGAUCCAGGCCGUUACCUGGUCAUAGAGGGAGACGACCAUCGUAGGUUCCCAGAGUCGGCCCUCUCUGGCUCCGACCUUGACCUGGAAACCAUGGACGGGGCACCCCUAGCCCCGCCCACCGCAGAGGGCGACUCUUUGAUGCGACUGCCCAGCAUCUCCUAUGACAAAAAUGACCUGGUCCACGGAAUUACAGAUGGGCCAGAGAGUGUCAUGGAAGCCGAAGAAUAUCUGCAGCCAGUGGCCACAGAAGGACACAGGAACCACAGACCUGGCUCCUUGCCUCGGUCACCAGACAGACAAUUGAGCAAUAUGUCCACGUCGUCCGCGUCACGGAUGAUGGGCGACCACCACAUGCACCACCAGGGCUACCCCGGCCACCAUCACAUGCACUCGCCCAGCGGCGGCAAAUCUGACAUGAAAGGUCAUCGUGAUGGACAGAAAGUGAGGGAGAAGAAGUACGGUCAUCUGACGGCAGCAGCGCGGGCCAAACAAGAGAGGGAGGCACCGCGCACCCGAGGUAACAGCGUCAGCUCCAGAUACAGCUCUGACCCUAUCAAGUUCACCAAGGACAAAGAGGAGAUUGAGUGGGGUCAUGAUGGGACGGACAGUGUGUUCACCAACUAUCCCGAUGGCCACAGCCGCUUCGGAGAGCCAGAUUCUCCCAAGAUGGCGUACGGGGUGAACCCCGCGAUAAUGCUGCCGGUGGACAAAGAUGACUACCUUCAGCCGGGCGCCGCCGCCCAGUCUCUUGCUUACCUGGACUUGGAGGGAUCAGGCUACUACCAGAACGAGAAGGAAGUGAUGGCAGAUGCAGAGGAUCCUUUUGUCGAGGAGACGGACCAGAUGUUGUCGGCAUCAGGAGCGGUGUCGCCCUCACAUCCUCUGAAACCAGUCAGUGACCCGCGACAUGCUUACCGCAACCAGCCUCCCGAACCCGCCAAGGGAGUUUUCUCCGUCGCCAAUCCAGACUACUUUGACGAUGACAGCGAAAUCUGGAAGCCGAAAGGACACAUGCGUAAUGGCUACCACCCCGUCCCCAACAACUCAACGUCCCCCGUGCAUUCGAUCAGUGACAGAGACAGUGAGCACCCAUACUACCGCAGCAUGAACGGGGGCAUGCAUGGUAACGGUGGGAUGCACGGCAACCACUCGCCCAAAGUGAACACAACUGUGAAGCUCCACGGAGUGCGGUUAGAUAGCACGGAGUCGAAAAUCUAACUGUGCUUCUUUGUUGGUCAGUGCAAGAGUUGUUUAGGGGCGUGUAGGGGGAUGGGGAAUGCAGGUGCUUGUAUGGUAUGUCCCAUACAAGAAGAUGAAAGAAAUGGGGAAGAGAGGUAACAGGGGGUGAGGAGAGUACGGGGGAGGAAUAUGGAUGCUCAUAUAAUGUACUCCGCAGUUAGAGAGAGAAAAGAGAUGAGCUUGUGUUGGUGGAUAUGUGGAGAGGGAUACGUGGAUGGUUGUAUCAUUCAGGAUACAUACCACACUGAGAAAGGAGAGAUUGACAAGUGCAGGCCAUUACCUCCCUGUGGCCCUGCUGCUCCUUCUGCUGCCUGCUUAAGUGAACUGUUCCUCAUUGCUGGAGUUUUUAGGAAACAGUUACACUCUGGUCUUUGCCAUAUCAUUUCAUAUUCGAUGCUUUCUUCGAUUGACGUGUCCCUCAAUCACACCCUCUCAAAGUGAGACUGGAUCAUGAGAUAAAGCUGAGAAAUGGCCGCACUCUCCCUGGAUUCUCAACAGUUGUACACUGCUGGCAACUCGUGACACUGAUAUACCACUGAAAGUAGCCUGGACAUUAACAAUACAGUCACACAGUACCAGUGUUUUCACAGAAACGCUCUUCAAAUUUUGCUCAUGAAAUGUGAAUUCAUCAGUGUUUUGAGAGGGACGAAAUCACUUAAUGAACUUCAUGUUCACUGAAAGACAGCUCUGUUACCACAGAGGGAUAUGUUGUAUUGACCAGUAUAUUGCAUGUUCUGAAAUAUCUGCAUGAUAUAUUCAAAAUAUCUGUACAUGUUGAUGUAUAAUGUUUAUGCAAUGUUUUGCUGUACUCAUAGUUUAUCAUUUUGCGUGGCCGCUUUCUUUAGGAGAGUUAAAAAAACCCACCUUAGACAGACCAAAAUUUGUCCCUGGAUUUUCAUUACAGUAAAGCUUUAUAAGAAAUGCCGCUGAAUCAUGACACGAACGUGAAAUCAGGAUUAGCAAGUCUUUGACUUUUGUAAAAUUCAGAUUGUCGUCUACAGCGAGGUCAUUUUGUUUUCACAACAGUUGUCCCAGUGUGAGUAAAAGUACUUCUGUGACCCCGCGGUGUCUGUGGUGUAGGAUAUCAUUUUAGAUUGAGUAGCUGAUUUUGUCUUUGGCAAAGACUGACUGUGAUGGGCCGAGUUUUAUCCAGUGACAGCAAUAAGAUAUACUUGCCCCCAGUGUUGUCCUGCUGGCAAAGAAUGAAGUGAUCCCAGCUGAUAUCAGUAUUUGAUGUGCCAGUCAUACACAGUACGAAAUUGGAAGGAAUGGACAAAUUCUCGAUAGGCUGCAACACUCCUGUAAAAUGUUUUCCCUAUACAGUUGAGAGACUAUGAUGUGGAUAGAAUAAUUAGUUUUGCAAAGCAGUUCUUUUGAAUUAAAAGUUUUACUAUAUAGAAUAAGCUUUAAUUUGCGCACAGUGAUGUGAACAAGAAAGCUAAUAUGUUUAUCUACAGAAGUGUUGCAUUGUUAUGAGUUUAUGAGAACUGAACUUGUCCAAAAAAGGCUGAAACAGGAAGGAACUCUUAGGAACAUUUUUUUUCUGGUCUGUCAAGGCUCAAUGUUUUUUCUACACUCGCGCAAGGGGCCACAAGAGAUUCCUAUAUAUCAUUUCAUAUUUUUUGCUGCUGAUGAUAAUAUCGCUGAAUCUGUAAUAUUUAUAAAAGUGAUAGUAUGGCCUUUUUUGUCUUGCAUCAAACUAAAAAUUAUAUAAUUGUACUGCCGAGGGAACUCAAACGAAGACUGAAAAAAUAUUUGUGCAUCAUGUGAAAGUUGUUGAUGUUACACAACAUGCUAUGAACUCCAUCACCUCUGACAUAAAUGGCACUAUAUAUUGUUAAUAUCCAGUAAGAAUGGGAUGAAGGUCAAUUUGAACUUAUCCUUGAAAGUUGUGGCCAGUGAGGAAAUGGAAACUGUGGCUUGAGAGGUUUGGCUUGCAUGAAGCUUCUGUUACACAUUUAGACAAGUUUUUUUGGUAGUGUUUAGAGCUUGGUUUCAUGAUUCUGAUGAUAUGAAUCACUUUCCCAAACUGUUGAUUGUAAUUAAGGAAGACAAGAUUUGGUUGAUCAUCUGAGAAAUGACUUCACUGUGGUCCAGAGUCCUAUACGACACUAGACAAGGAAUCAAAAAGCUUACAACUGGUUCAUUGAAGCUUUUGUUGUGCUUUAAAAUCCAGCUGAUGAAUACCUUUUGCUGAUUUGUUCUUAGGAAGCUGUAAAGAACUGAUUAACUGAAAUCAAUUUUUACUUUAAUUCCUUAUUUCUGACAAGCAACUCCCAGUGGCUUGCUGUUGGAACCACUGUGCUGAUGUUCCACUGUCAGCAUCUCUGUCAAAUUCCUCUACAACAAAGACAUUUUAUUAAUUUUCAUCAGUUGCCGAAAAUAGCUCUUUUUUUAACCUGGAGUGUUUUCAUUAGAUGUAAAACUUUGAAAAUAGGCUCCUUUGUUUUGAUUUUAUGACCACUUUGGUGAGGUGUAUAUCACUCUCGCGUUUCAUACCAAAAGAGGGCUCUGGAAUAGUGGGGAAAAACCCUCCAGAGAUAAAGAGUUUAACCACUCUUUCAAAUUUUGUUUCUGAUGCAUUUGAUUUGAGUUUUUGUUUAGUUUCUUUUCUUGAAAUGCCUCAGCUAGUUCUUGGUGCAGUUUUGCAAUGCCAGCUGCUACUCUUUUAAGCAGAUGAAACGUGGAGUGAAUGUCUCUACCAAGCUUGACUGACUGUCUGUAUAUCUGUCUCAAUCCUAUGUUUACUAUCUUAUUUUACAGUUGCUCGCUACAGACGUACCUUGAAUUGUGUGAAAUUCCUGUUUUCUGUAUCGCUUCACUGGACCACAAGAUGCUUGUGUCAUGUGUCCCAUGACGUUUCCAAUACUAGUCACACUAUGGUUACAUCAUAGGCAGCUGUUGUUGAAUGGUUAGGCUCUUAAACUCUCAUACAAAGGAUGUGAGUUUAAUUCUCACAUGUAUGACAGAUCGGAUAAAAUAAGUUGACCAUCUGUCGUUCUGCUGAGGUGUUUUAUCUCAUGCUGCCCAGGUUGACCCUGACGGCCGGGGUCGAAACAGUCUGCCUCUUAAAUGAUAUUGAUCGACACUGUCAGUCGGGGGCAUUAAACAUAUAAGAUCAGUCAUAUUUACUCUGGAGUUAAACCAUCGGGUAAAAUUUUUUAGAACUAUGUCUCGUUGAGACCGCGUUGGUCACAUUAGGUCGGCAGCUCGCACAGUGACAGUAUUUGACCUGAGUGAUUACUUUUUUUUCAUUAGAUGAUCGUACGGAAAAAAAGGUCACAAAUUUUUAUGGAGAAUAUUUGGCCAUAUCUACACUGAUACCUCUUUUCUACUGUGCAGAAGUUGAAAUAAACCACUUUUUUAUCAUUUUUUCUUAGCUCUGUAUGAAAGAAAAUUCAGUCUGUGUUGUCCAGUGAAACGAACAAAAUGUUUUGCUUUCAUAUACCUUCAUUUUCAUAUACUUCCAGACUAAUAACGCGAUUUUAGAUUGUUAUGCGUUGUGAUCAUAUUUAUUUUAAUGAUAAGGAGUAAAGCAAUUAAAAUGAACAUUUGCUUCUACGUAAUUUUUUUAUGUACCUCAGAAGUCAUCCUGGGAUGAAAAUCGGAAAUCAGAUCAGUGGUCUCAACAAGUAUACAAGUUUGUUUUUUUAAGAUCACUUUAUGUCCCAAGUGUGAUAGGUUUUUUUUUUUUAAUACUGGUUAUAAUCGCACAAAUUGUUUAAACAGUAGAAAUGAGGAAAAUGUACUGCACUGGGUUAUGAACAAGUCGUAAGUAUGAAGUUUGGAUUUUUAGUUUGAUCAUGUUGAGUAUAAUAUAACAGAUAAUGUAUAAAUGUUUUUUACUUGCUAUAGCUCUUUAUUAGAGGAAUUAGUUUCCAUAUUUGCGACCCUGGUGCUACGAUAUGUCAUACACUUAUAAUUACAACAUAAAUUUGUAUUAUCCUGAGGUGUGGUAUCUUUUCAGUGCUCUCAGCAAAUCCACUUGUGCAAGCAGUUCAGUCAUGUACAUAAUAUAGUACUAACAGAUUGCAGUAGACGACAGUUUUCCUCUGCAAGAUGUUCUCAUGAAUAUGGGAAAUGAAAUCCUCGUGCAAGAAAGUGAAGAAGAGCAUGUCCUGACGCAGUUAGCUCAAUCAUGGUUUCACACACGAUAGGCAUCACAAGGAAGACUGAGGUUACGAAGAGGAAGACUGAGGUUACAAAGAGGAAGACUGAGGUUACAAAGAGGAAUGCCGAGGUUACAAAGGGGAAUACUGAGGUUACAAAGAGGAAUGCCGAGGUUACAAAGGGGAAUACUGAGGUUACAAAGAGGAAUACUGAUGUUUCAAAGAGAAAUACUGAGGUUACAAAGGGGAAUGCCGAGGUUACAAAGGGGAAUACUGAGGUUACAAAGAGGAAUACUGAGGUUACGAAGAGAAAUACUGAGGUUACGAAGAGAAAUACUGAGGUUACAAAGAGGAAUACUGAGGUUACAAAGAGGAAUACUGAGGUUACGAAGAGAAACACUGAGGUUACAAAGAGGAAUACUGAUGUUACAGUUGCUCUGUCAAACGUGAAGUAAUUGUGGUAACUAUAAGUACACUUAUUUUUUGCCAGUAUAAGUCAUUUUACCUGAUUGGACUUGUACUUUGUACUUAGUUUUCAUAGGAUGGAUUUGACAAAUGUGUUAUUGCAUAACUUGAUCGUUUGAUAAAUUAUGGCUCAAUUUACGAGUAAGGACACAAAGAACAAAUUAACAGUCCAUUGUUUUGUAGGAAAUAAUAUUGUUGGGAAAUGGUUUGUACAUAUUCUGCAGGGGUAGGUAGCCAAAGUGAAUCAAUACAGUCCUAGUUAUAUACAGCACCAAAAAAAAAUUGGCAAUUUCUCUCUUUGUGUAAUGGAUUAUAAUCAAUAUAUCAAGCUUACUUUUGGUGCUGCCUUCUUCAGAACAAACGAUCUUUACUUUAUGUUUUUUUUGGUUUUAAUUAACAAGAGACUUCUGUCUGAAGGAAUCAGUAAUAUUUUUCACCAGUUAAGAGUCUAUUGUCUUUCCACUAAAGGCACCACUAUCAGAUAUUAUAUGGUGCUUUCUAUAUUUUGGUACUUUUUUUGUAAGCUUACUCCAACAGUUAUAUAUUACAAAUUUCAAGGUUAAGACUUUUUUUUUUCGUUUUAGAGUUUUUACUAGUAGUAAAUUAUUUUGUAUGUGUAGGUAAACUUAAGGCAAACAUCUUUUUUAAAAAAACCCUCUAGAUUCUUGAUGGCAUAGUUUACUUCUGAAUUUUUUUUUCAUUGUUUUGGAAAUUGUUUUGUGGUGCUGACAAGUACUUUCUAGAAAUCUUAUUUGUCUAGAGUUCAUAUAAAAAGAACAACUGCUUUUCUAUUGGUCAAUGUAUUGAACAAUGUGGCUUUCCUUUUGUCUAUUAUAUUCUAAACGAGAAAGAAUUUAGACUGAGGUAGAGGAUAACUUUUCCAAUCUAAUACUUUUUGGACAAUAUGUACCGCACUUUCAAGGUGUCAGACCAAGUUUCAAAAAGUGUGUAAAUUUUUAUGAUUUAUACCAGAUUUAGCUCAGUUUUUGCAAACAAGGGAAUAGGUUUGAGUUCAGCUUUUAAGGUUGAAGCUGUGUGUCCCGUUGAUUGAAUGUCAUUGUUAUCAAUAUGAGUUACAAAAAUCUGGCCUAUAUCUGUCCACGCGUACCACUUUCUUCGUAUGAUGCCAAUGGACUCCCAACCACCCUAUGUAUAUAUAUUGAGCAGUCAGUUAUCGCCUUUGUGCCAAUUAGAACAACACCGUUGAAGAGCAUGCUUAUAUGUUCAUCAUUUUAUCAACCAUAUCUUACGUUGCCUCUUGCUGUUGUGAUUGUGACAUUGUUUUGCUUUCUAUUUAAAACAUUUUUUUUUAGUUCUUAACUAUUCAUGAUUGCUACAAAGACUGCCAAAAGAUGUUUGUAAAAGGUUUUGUUCAUAUUAUUCUGCUUGUCUAUUGGAUCCAAGAAAAGGUUUCUGCACAUGAUAAAUGUGCAAAUGUCUUUGUGGAAGUGCCUUUGGGUGGCCCUUUGAGUUUUCCUGGUGUCUGUGAUUCGUUCUGCUGUUGUUGUUUUUUUUGGGGGGGGUUUCUUACAUUAUAAGUGAGAGCAGUUUCUAGGGGCACUCAGUUGCUUACAAUGUGUGCAACAUUUAAAAUGCCUUUAAUCUUGGCAUGAUGGGGUAAUGUUCUUUACACAAGCAGUCUAUUGAUCAAUGAUAAAGACAUUCUGUGGGGUUUUAUACCCUCUUUCAGCACACUUAGGUUACCUUAGAGGCAGGAGCUGUGAUUAGACUUUGCUUGAACUGAUGUAGGAUUCAUGGUAGCAUUGUUCAGUUAUAUUGCCAUCCUUGACUAGAAAAGGAAGUUUUUAUGAACCCACAGAAGCGCCUUAGUGCUCAAAACGCAGGCUAGAUGGAAAGUGUUGAAACAUAAAUAAACACAAGUGAACAGCCCCACAUAUAGGUGAACUUUCCUGAGUGAUGUACACUUACAUGAUCACACAACUCUGCCAUUUAGUUUUGACCAUAAACUCAGCUGCCAGAAAAGGUUGUGUCCAAGUUUUGCAAUGUUCAUUAAUUAUUUCAUUCCUAAGUAGCAAUAAAUCAGCACCAUAUGUUCUGCUCAUCUGACUUCAUGAAUUGUAAUGUGAUAAGGUUUGCACAAAAAGGAUUCUGUAGUUGUGACCGAAGAACAUUCGAUGAAAGUAUUAAUUAAAUCAUAGGGUUACUACGAGGAAUAAGCUGCAAACAAACAUUUGUGGAGAGACAUUGCCUCUAAGAUGGUGCAAGCUGAGUUUAUGGGGACGUGGAACAUUAAUGAUCGGAAAAACUGUGACAAGUAUGGACUGAUAUACCUCCUGCUGCUCGCUUUUGUCAUAUCCUGCCCUGCCUGGCCGUGACUUUUGACAUUUUUCUUUAGUACUAAGCUGAUGUGAUAGGUUUAUGUGAGUCUUGCAAAUGGUGCCUGACAGUGUGUGAUGAGUGGGUCUGAUCGAAUGGUUCCAUUUUUUGACCAGUUGAAGUUUGAGAGAGGUUGACAUUGAUGUGGAUAUGAUGCUUCACAGUUUUGUAUGCGUGUGUACUUGUUUAUGAGUAUCGUGUAAGUGUGUGUGUGUGUGUGAGAGAGAGAAAGAGAGAGAGAGAGAGAGAGAGAAAGUUCAGGUGUAGUAGCUCCCAGAACCUUUAUGCACGAGAGCACAAGAAUAUAUAUGUAACUAUACUAGGAGGUUGAGAGUGAUAUGAUGGUACGUGCACUUCAUCCGUUUAAAAUGCUGAUAAUGGAUCUACAAUCUUCUUUUGAACCAAUUUACACUACAAGUAGCAUUGGGCACUCAGUAUUCAUACUUAUAUAUAUAUAUAUAUAAUAGCAUAGUUUAGUUGUGUACACUUGCUUCUGUAGCUUUCAGGAAACAUUUUUAGUUUUGUUGAGUUGUCCGGGGUUUUUUUAACUUCUGUCCCAACGUCAGAAGUUGACAUAUCCCUACGUAUGCUGAUGGAUUUUAUAAGGUAUGAAAAUUUUUGAGAAUUUCAUUAUGAAAUGAUUUGUUGAAAAUUGGAAUACUUCUUUUUCACUGAGCUGGCGUAGAAUGAAUAUAAUAUGCUUUGGCUGAUAUUAUUUUUGCAGACCUGUAUCAAUUUUUCAUUUCUUCAGCUUCAAAUCAGAUCAAAAAAGGGGGGAGGGAGGAAGUUUUUUUUUUUAUCUAGAAAAAAGAAAAAGAAACCAACCUUAUGAAAUUAUUGACAGUGUUUUCACCAUAGCAAUUCAUAGAUAUAGAAAUUGAAAUGACUGGACCAAAUCGCAUGUGCAGCUUCUCAAUCAUCAGGUGAUGCGAGGUCAUUUAUACCCUUUUUUUUUUCUCUCGUAAACAUGUAUUUAUAAGCACUUUGAAAUUGUGAAAGACUCUUGAUCUCCAGAGAUGCUGUGUGCUGUAAGACAUACGUCGGAGACAGUUUUUGCCUAUAACUACCAUUGACAGUUGUAGCGCCAUGUUGAUUGUGUCAGCAUCAUCGACCCCUGAUUAUUUUUAUUUUUGCUGAAUGUUCAUUUUAACUGAGACUUUGAGUGCAGGAUAACUUGUGAUUGUUCAAGGUCAAGUGAUAUUGUUGUGGAGUAUCUCUGUUGGUUUGUUACAAAAGGAUUAUGUACAAGUUAGACGUGUUGGAAAUUGGUUAUGUUGGGUGCUCGACUCUGCAUAAUGUGCAUGUUAUAUUAUUAUUAUUAUUAUUAUUAUAAUUAUUAUGAUGUCCAUAGGAAAUGAUGAAGCUCUAUCAAAUUUAUUCAUACCCAAAGUGAGUUCAUAGUUGUUGUUUGUAAUUAUGUAGAUACUUUUGUAUAUAUUUAUAUAUAUUAUAUGCUGUAAGAGGACUGCGUAUGAUAUGGAACAAUAUCUUUUAUGUUAUCCACAUUUUUACUAACGAUUUUGCUAAGACACAAAAACUUUUUUGUUUACAUGUUUUGAGAUGUCAUGUAUACUUUCACUUAAUGCUCCUUUAAGGCUUGCUUGAUACACCUAUUCUAUACAAAUCCUUUCAGUGCAUGUAAUAAAUUUAUCUAUGGUAAAUGAUGUAUGUUUAUCAUCACAAAUUCAUUCUCCAUUUUAUUUUGCUUAUAUGGUAGUGCAUAGAUUUCAUGAUUUAUAAGACAAAUCAUAGCUUGUUUCAGAGUAAAAUACCUUAUCAAUGAUAUGGUAGUGCAGGUUUUUAAAAUUUUUAAACAAGCUUAUAUUAUGUGGCAUUUGUAAGAUUUGAAGAAAAAAAUGACUUUUUGAAUACAUGGACAUGAAUGUAGCAGGACUAGCGAGGACCGGUUCUUGACUUUUUUUACUUUUUUACAAUACAUUUUUGGAUGGCCGCUGCACCAGAUUCAUGAUUUAAAUCAAAAGUUCACAGAAUAGUGAUGUUUUAUAUUUUCGGGAAAGAGAAAUUCUGAAAAUAUAAACUUCUAUUCUGGAAGAUCAAUACCAAUCAUAUGAAGGACCAUAAAGGUGAGGGCAGUUUUAUGAAAAGUUUAGCGCCUUUGAAUAAAGAGGGCUAAGCUUAACGUAUCAAAAUUCCCCCUCACUAGGCCCAGAAACCUGACAUUUAAGGUGUCUCUUCCACCCCAUUCAAUUGUUUUGAGUUUUUAUUGUCUCUUUUUAUUUUUGUGGAUCUUGGCAGUUGUUCUUGUUUUAGUUGUGUUUCCAGAUAACCAGCAUUCAUAUUGAAUUUCUUCAAAGAAUGUAAAUCACAUCUUUUGCACAUCAGUAUCAGUUUACAUUGAUUUAGUCCUUGCAACUUAGUUAGGCUUAUUUUUUCUUUUAUGAUUUUUGUUGGAUGAGAGGGAUCAGGAAACGUAACUGCUGUUGUUUUCAGGGAUCAGGAAACGUAACUGCUGUUGUUUUCUUACAAUUCUUUUGUUUUGCUUUUACUUGAGUUUGUAUUUGGUUUUCUUUGGGUUUUUCUGUACUUACCAAUUCAAGUGAUUUUACUGGUUCACCCAAAUCAUAACAACUGUGUGUGGAGAAAGCAAACACUGCUAGCUUGGAGGACUCCACUGUAAACACAGGAUCAAACCAAAGCAUCUGGCACUGAGAUUCAUUUUUAUUUUAAUAUUUUUACAACGCUGUAUCAACACUGCUACAAAUUACUCAUAUAUGACACCUUGCUCUUGUUUUGAGAGUGACUAUAUCCUUUAAUGCUCACUGAUUUGACUUCAGUUUGGUCUUUAAAUUAGUAUGAUUAAAACAGUGCGAUUGACAUAGAGAACAACGAGAUUCUUUUUAUAAUGUUUCUUAGGUGUCUCUACCUUUGUGUUUCAAUAUAUUGGGGUUUUUUUUACCUACAAAGUGAUGACAUGAAUAUGGUUGCCAAUCUUUGAAAGGCCACUGCCAUCCAUAUAUGUUUUGAUCUGCACACAGUGAGAGCUAGCUAUUUGUUUGUUACCUUCACGAAUGCAGAUUACAGUUCUUGUACUUUUUUUCUGACUUAUAAGGCACAAAUAUAAAUGACGAAUGUUUGUUUGCCUUCGAAGCAGACAUUUUAUUCCAAUCAAACGUCAGGAACAGAUGAUUCCGAUACUUGUGAAUCAACAAACGUGCCGAUCUUUAGUUAUCUUUUUGAAGUAAUACUUUCUUUGUAAAAAAGAACUUUUUUAUACAUGUUUUUUUUUUCUCUGGAUUAUUUUUUUUGUUUUGCUCAUGUAGUCAAAACAGAAUGACCCCAGAAAAAGAUGUUGCCCAAAAAGAAAGAGGAUAGUGGUAAAUUGUAAAGUAAAGAAGAGCAUUAGGCACUAAGAUAUUUACUGCCAAUAGAGAUAAGUCCUUGAUUGGAAGAAAGUUAAAUUGAAAGCAAAAGGAAAUAGAAUGAAAAAUAAGACAAAUAACAAGAGAUGUCAUAAACAUGCCAAGAUUUUUUUAAAAAUCAACUUGAAGGCUUUUAUUACAUAAGUUUCUUCGCAAGCUGUAACCUGCAAGAUAAAAUAAUGUUUUCCACCCAAAAAAAAAUUUCUUUUUUUUUGUCUUUUUCUUUUGUUUUCUAUUUAUGUAAUGCAGUGGAGUUUUUGCCAUAUGUGUACUUUUUUAAACUCUCUAUAAAAUCAUGCAUUGUUUGGAAAGCACUGUUGAUAAUUUCACACAUUUCUGUUGUAUAUUUAAUUUAGUCUUAAACUUUUGUACUAGGAUCGUACAAUAUGGUUGUAUCAUUUUUAUUUGCAAUUGGCUCAAAAAGGCCAUCACAAAAUGUUACAAAAAUACAAUGUUGCUUUUGUUUGAUUCGUUUGUUCUUUUUUUUUUCUUUUGGUACCGUAUUUCAUUUUUCAUGUAUUGUGCCGUUUUUCUUCUCAAGAUUCAACAUGUGAUCAGUUGAUUUGGUAACAAAAUACAGGCCUACAUAAGUGCUUUA
Aplysia californica (California sea hare) is the source of this 15272-nucleotide messenger RNA. Its product is annotated as epidermal growth factor receptor. Gene Ontology annotation, biological process: positive regulation of cell population proliferation; protein phosphorylation; multicellular organism development. Lineage: Eukaryota; Metazoa; Mollusca; Gastropoda; Aplysiida; Aplysiidae. Gene Ontology annotation, cellular component: signaling receptor complex; basal plasma membrane. Gene Ontology annotation, molecular function: transmembrane receptor protein tyrosine kinase activity; ATP binding. The record is from RefSeq and is a predicted model, not a curated record.